AAGGUGCCGUGUGCGUGUGCUUGAGUGGGGAUUCGCUGAUAUUUUAGUACAGUUGUAGAAAUAUUGUUUAAGGCGUAACCGUUAAUCGCAUGAAACAUAACGGUAAAAAAAACAGUUUACGGUUUUGUGCACGUAAAACAAUAUUUAAUGAAACGUCACGAUUGUCGAUCUUUGGCUACGAAACGACAGGAGCGACCACGUUGGCUGUAUUAAUGGGUUAGCACCCUGGACUUGCAAUGCAGAGAUCGCCGCUUCGAGUCCAUCUCCCGGCACGGCAGCUGCAAGAUUGGGGCGAGCUCCCUCAGGAUCCCACCGGCUUUGUCCGCCCUGCAGCGCGAAUGGGUUCGCCGUAGUGAGCGUUUGUGUGGUGGGGCAAAGUGCAUAAUUGCAGGGUCAGGGGUGAGUAAAGACUCCCCCCCUAAGGCUCGCUUGUGGCGGGGCCUCCAGAGUAGCAGCAGCAGUGACGGCGGCAGCGGCAACAGCGCCCCAGAGCACGAUGGGGAGUACCCCGGGCACCAUCGGUACGACCGAGCCUACCGUGCCAGUACCCGUGGACACGCACACGUGCUACGGGGCGCGUCCCCACAGCUCGGUGCUGCAGGGCAGCCCCAUGGGGGGCAUCCCCACCGUCUUCUUAGCCAACCUGGUCGUCGCUCUGACCCUUGUGCUGGUGUUCUCCUACCUGCGCAAGGCAGCUUGGAACUACGGGCGGCUUGCGCUGGUGUCGGAGAGAGAUAGCCUGGCGUCCCUCUUCUACAGCGAGACAGACCGAGAGGGCUCCAUGUCAGAGGCCAGCUUUUAUGAAGAGGAGGGCCACUACAAGGGCAUUUUCUCUUGGAUAAGAGGCAGCUUCAGGGUCAGCCAGGAGGACUUCCAUGCUCGGUGCGGCGUGGACGCUGUUUACUACCUCUCCUUCCAGCGCUACGCCAUCGGCCUGCUCUGCAUCAUCACCGUGCUCUCGAUGGGUGUCAUCCUGCCCAUCAACAUCUCUGGAGAUAUGAUGGGUGGUGACAUUUACAACUUUGGCCGUACAACGAUCGUCAACAUAUCUCCAUCAAACAAUAUCCUGUGGGUUCACACCACAUUCACAGUCCUCUACUUCUUCAUCACCGUGGUUUGGAUGCAGAGGCAUCGACGGCUCGUUGACCACAAGCACGAAAACAUGGAGAUGAGAACCUUGUUCAUCACUGGACUACCGAAAGAAAUAACCAACUCAGCUAUCGUGGCCGCACACUUCCACGAGGCAUACCCGGGCUGCACCGUGACGGGGGUACAGUUCUGCUACGACGUUCAACGACUCAUGAAGCUGGACACUAAAAAGCGGCGAGCCAUGCAGGGCCGACUCUACUGCCUGUCCAUGUCAAAGAAGGAGCGGGCACCCGUCAUGGUGCGAGUCCGCGCCCAGGGCUGCCUCCGCCUGUGCGACAUCUGCGGCAUCUGUCGGAAGGUGGACGGCGUCCAGUACCACAGCGAGCGCGAGGAGGCGCUCACGGACGAGUGCGAGAACGAGAAGAUGAGGGUGCUCACCAAGCCGCUGGGCAUGGCCUUCGCCACCUUCCAGGACGCGAGCAUGACCCAGGCCAUCCUGCGCGAGUACGGCUUGUGCCGCUGUCUGCGUCGACCCACGCGCUCCCGGGUGAGCGACUCUCUCCGCUCGUCUCGCUGGCAUGUGAGCUACGCGCCCGCUCCGCAGACCAUCUGCUGGGAUAACCUGUCGGUGCAGGGUUGGGUCUGGUGGCUGCGCUUCUUCCUCAUCAACGUCCCCCUGUUCGUGCUCAUCUUCUUCCUGACGACGCCCUCGAUCAUCAUCAGCAGCAUGGACAAGUGGAACGUCACGCGCACUGUGGAGGACCUCAACAACCCUCUCAUCAGCCAGUUCUUCCCGUCCAUUCUGCUGUGGAUUUUCUCAGCCACACUCCCCUUCAUCGUCUACCAGUCCACGACCUAUGAAGCACACUGGACAAAGUCAGCCACAAACCAGUGUCUAAUGCACAAGACUUACACUUUCCUCAUCUUCAUGGUGCUCAUUCUGCCAUCGCUGGGCCUGUCCAGUUUUGACGUGUUCUUCCGCUGGCUGUUUGACAAGGACCUGCUCAAGUCUGGCACCAUCCGCUUCGAGUGCGUAUUUCUGCCAGACAACGGCGCGUUCUUCGUGAACUACGUGGUGACGGCGGCGCUGCUGGGCUCGGCGGCACGGCUGCUGCGCCUGCCGGAGCUGGCGCUGUACGGCCUGCGCCUGUGCCUGGCUCGCUCGGACGCACACCGGCAUCACGUGCGCAAGCGCUGCUGCUACGAGUUCCCGUACGGGCUCGAGUACGCGUGGACGAUGUGCAUCAUAACGGUCACCAUGUCCUACAGCGUCAUCUGUCCCAUCAUCACGCCCUUCGGCCUCCUGUACAUGGUGCUGAAGCACUACGUGGACCGCUACAACCUGUUCUUCACGUACCUGCCCGCCAAGAUGGAGAAGAAGACCCACAAGGCAGCGGUGACCCAGCUCCUCAUGGCCCCCCUGCUCUGCAUCCUCUGGCUCCUCUUCUUCUCCAUCCUGAGGCUCGGCCUCCGCAGGCCCAUCACCAUGUUCCUGAGCGAGGUGCUCGGCUUCGCCGGCGCCACCGUGCUCCUCUGGCUGCUGUACAAGGCACUGGAGCGCUUGCUGCGGUCACGCCAGCCGACGGUGGUGGAGCCGCCCGUGGGAGUGGAGGACGACGCGGAGGACGCGAGCUCGCGGUUGUCCCCAGCCGUGCCGCUGUUUGUGGCCGAGGUGCUGCGGGAGCCGACGCUGGACCUCUCGCUGGCCGACUCGCCGAGCCGCCACUCGUACGGAUCGCUGGCGCCCAACUCCCCCUCCGAGGCGCAGCCCGGCCCCGACGGAGCGCCGACGCCGGCCGCGACGCCGGCCUCGACUCCGAGGCCCGCGGACCCCCACCCGGACCCCCACGACGCGCCCCACCACGCGCAGCCCCCCAAAGAGCUGUGCGACUUCUGCGCCCGCGGCAACGCCGGCGGCGGUUACGACGGAGACUGAUUGCCGGCCCCGCCGGGACGUUGUUGGACGGUGGCGUUUCAUUGGACGGGGGGCUCCGGUGCUCGCACUGGGCCCGGUUUUAGGGGCGGCCACCGACGCGCUACGACGCUUGCCACGGCAGAACUCCCAUCGUGGGCAGGGCUCCUCCCAGGAGAUGUAACGAUCCGUUACUUUGUAUUGUUUGGUGCCGGGUGGGCUCACACCCCUCCUCCCCAAAGGGGAGAGGGACGAGCCUCCGCCCACACCACGUGACCCCUCUGCCACCAUUUAUUUUAGGGACGUUUGCUAUCCGAGCUAACGUUUAGGGUCUUAUCUCCUGCAUCUUUAGGCAAACAACUGGUCCAUUACGACGGUGAGCUCUGUAGUUAAAGGUGUAACGCUACAAGGGUAGCCAUUGCCCCUGUGUCGGUGGCAAAGGCCAUGACGAGCUGCACGUGUUCGCUUGCCUCCUCCAAGGCUGUAGUCUCAGCCCCCGCCUUGCGCUUUAGCAUUGCCUUUUGAGCUGAGUAUGCAACAUACGACCCUGCCCUGGGGGACAGGGAGACUUGCUGAGUAGAAUUUCCUAGCUUCCCUGUUUGUGGACCUGUCUACCAAGUCUGGAAGGGACAGUGAUGGAUCAUCUGACACUUCAUGUUGGCCUCUGGUAGAGUGCUUCUGCGAUCCACAGACCUGGGACAUUUCUAAAUUUUAUCGACAUGCUCGGGUCAAUGUUAGCACACUGCUAGCACGAGUGCUUCUGAAACACUCUUAACGAGUUUCUAAAGGCUACGCCUGUGCUGGUUUCUCCUAGUUGUUAGAUUUACUACCGUGCUAGGGAUGAUGUUUGCAUCCCGGCUAAUAAAAAUCGGCGUCGUUAAGUACAUAACGAGUAAGUACUUAACAAUACCGGAACUGACUACGUUUCUGAACGACUAUCCAAGAAAACUUAAAACACUCGAGGAAAUGGCGGCGGUAAGGGUCACGUGGUGCUGGCGGAGGCUGGCCCCCCACCUUGCACUGCAAACAAUGAAUACGUAUUUAUGUUUUGUGGGUGCCCGGCAUCAGAUGGAGUUCUAUAGUGAUGAGUCGGAGCGUGCCGGUGGCCGCCUUACGAAUAAACUGUGUGGGUUGGCGCUUUUCUUUUACUUUAUGACAGCCCUGCAGAUCGCAUACAGGGACAAUGGCACAUGCAUCGGUGCCAUAUUCAUAAAAUUUUAGCCACAAGUUGCAUUCUUGUUUAUAUUGUUUGUAUCUUUUCAUGAGCGAAACCUUUUCUAUCUCAACUUACGGUAAUUCCUCAUUGAACGCGGUGGAUGCGUUCCUGAAAAGUACCACGUGAAGCAGAAAUGCGUCCAUCAAAAUUAUUUCUCCAUUAAAAUAACUUAAUGAUGAAGUUUGGCAGGGUUGACAAGAUACGAUGUACGCACACUCGGUGAGAUGGCAGGACAAAGAUCUGAGAUGAGGGUAUGCUACGUACCAUAUCUAUCCACGCGUAUGCCCUUAAUUCCCAAACCGCUCAGCCGCGUAGUUUAAGAAAGUAGUUGGUCGUCCACCGCUCAGAAACCGCUUCACAACGGGGCGUGUAGCACAUUGUGUGAAAAGUGUACGUUAAAAGUAGUGCCGUGUUAUAGGAAAAGCACAUUGUGUGAAAACGAGUUAUUGCCGUGUAUGUUUUAGUCCAUUGGCCUAUUAGCUCACCAGACCAAUAUUAUCCAGCAGAGUUGUGUUAAGCCAGUAAACUGUGGACCAGUGUUGACCAUCUGGGUCUCAUCAGCAGUCAGGCUUGUUAAACAAAGGCUGCUGACUUGCUCGACGUUAUUGGCAGGAGCACGGCCUCUCAACAAUGGGGCCCGGGUUUACGCAACAAUAUUGGUCUAGAAAGUUUGAUGGACUAACAAAUAAAAUCUUUAUUUAGAAACCGAAAAGAGUCAUGCUUUUACCCAUAAUGCUCUGCAAGAAUGCUCCAUUAGUUUAAAAGUAAUGGGUUGGAAUGGGGGGAUUUUUUUACGAUACAAAAAGUAUUUUUAGGGUGGGCAGCUCAUUGAACCGAACUAAGGCAUGCCAGUGAGACAUUUUCCAGGUGUGGUGGUGGUGCACACCUGUAAUUCAGCACCAAGAGGCAGGGUUGGUGGACCACGCUGGGAUAACGAUGUGCACGGGCAGUGAGGUGCCCGAGGAAGCAGUACAACCUCAAGGUUUCGAUCACACAGCACCUGUUUGCGGCGUGUGGGUGUUCUCUUUGAGUAUCCAUGCGAUUUCUCCAGGCACUGAUUUCUUACCGCAUAAAAUGCUCAAAAAAUGAAAUGGUCACACAUCCAAACUCGUAUAGUCUUGGUAGACUCAGCAAUGUUUCACUUGGAAAGGAUUUCAGAUGUAUUUACUGUUUGGUCUUUAUACUUUACAAAGGCCACAUUUCAUCUACGAUGGUGUUAAGAGUGCCCAUUAAAGGACACCCUAACAAACAAGACAAUUGUAUAUGUAGAGGUAGAGAUAAAAGUUGUUUUUCGAUUUAGGUUAAACUUUUGAAAAACGCAGUGGACACGGGGUACAUUGUCAUCUCCAACCAUUUGGUACUGAAGACGAGUGGGUGUGCUUUGCUGUGCGUUAACUCCACGUGUGAAUAUGAAACUUGUGCCAGCCUCCACCUCUGUACUUGUGCCGCCGAUUAGGGAUGCCCUGUUUAUUCCACAGCCGUAAACAGGUCUCGGCCCUGUGUUUUUGUGGCAGUCUUGUUUUGGUCUCUGCGGAUACUUGGUGCUGUGGGCAAGCAGACUUUAUUGAGUUAUUUUUUUUUACUUCUUAAAUGCCAUUUGAGAAUAGGUGGAAAUGAAAGACGAAUCUCCAUGGAAUGAUAAGCCGACUUGUACGAAAACAAUAUUUACAUUUCGGUCUAAAACUGUGAAGCCAUAUUGUGCACUGCAGCGAAGUCGAGCGUCCCUGUACCCAUGCCUCGCUGAUGCUUUCCACCUUCAACUGUGGAAAGUGAACGGUGACCUUUGUGUGCGAGGUGGCUGGGUGGCGCUAAGGUCGGUCACUUCACGUUGAGGUGCUGAGUCUGCACGACUCAUUCCUGGGCUCUAGUCCGGGUUUGCAGCCGCCCACACUCGAACCAACUUCUCAAGCUGGAGCGAGUUGUGGAGCAUCGGUGACCGGUCUCAGCUCGGUCGGCAAUCGCCAAUAAUUAUAACUGGUUUGGUACUUCCAUAUUGUAUUACAGCUUUGUGACUAACAAAACUGUAACUUUGAUUGUCAUGCCAUGGACGCUCUUUACAGGUAAAAGUGUGCAGAGUUUGAGUACGACAGAGAUGACAAUUACGCUACAAACUGUGAGAGUUCCAAAUGGGAUCGUUUUAAUUUCCUGACGUGAUGCCAGAUAUUGCGGUUGUAAUGUAAUUGGGGAAAUAAACAAAAACAGUCGCUGUUGUGUCAACUGGCAGCGUGGUUCCAAUCAUAGUCAAGGUGAACUUCCACGUCAGGUUCAGGGCCACAAACAGAGGUGAGCACUCCCCAAUGCGUGUUGAUUCGCCGUGGACACACUUUGUCUUUUGUAAACAAGUUUAAGUGUAGGGGCAAUGGAAUAUUGUGCCGACAAAGAAGGUGAAAGUGAAAGCACAAGAGGAAGGCUCUUAGUGCAUCAUGAAGAGUACACGAUGUGGAUGACCAAGCAGAGGAGAGGGCACGUGAGACGCCCUCUCGUGCUCCGUGCCCAAUGCAAACUGCCACGUGGUGGUCGCUGCCACGCGAAGCUGGCGUGGGUGGCAAGUCUUCUACGUGUCGAAGGCACUUGCAUAGGGAUCUACUAAAAUUGCACCAUUUCAAUUGGUGUAGAGCGUUUAAAACAACGCCCAUGGAACGCGCGUAGUGCAUUGAAAUCCCACGAAUGGUCACUUCACUGCAGUAGAAUUGGCAGUAAGGUCGCUUAAAUAGAUCUCACUGUGAAUGGUGCUCAUUUUGAUAGAUCCCUGCAUCUUGAGAUAGUCGUAUUUAGAAGACACGUCGUAAAGUCACAUGGUUCCGUGAGUCAAAAUACGGUGUUGGUAAGUAAGCGUCAAAGGUGAUUUACGCCUCAAACGGCGCCUGCAUCUGUGUGAGCAGUGUUGGCUACGGUGCCACUGUAAAUAAAAAAUACGUUCCUUUAAAGGGUUAACAAGCCAUCUUUUGACUUUGCUAAAAUGCUACUGGGCACAGGGUCCAUGGAGCCGGAGGUGGGUGGCAUGCACUUGCCGACGGUAUUCCGAGAGGGGACACAGCGCGAUUCACGGGGGUGGUUGAGUGGCUCAAGGCGUAGGGUUCGAGUCUGGGCUCCAGAUUCACGUUCGUGACUCAACGCAGUGUUGUGAGAUGUCACAGCCCGGUUGCUCAACGACUGUCAUUGCUCUGUAGCAGUGGUGGACAACCUGAGGCCCCUCCUCGUGGUGGCCUGGUCCCGGUGUGUCUGGGGUGAUGCGUGAUGUCAAGCGUGCGGACCGCUGGGGUGGAGGUGGGCUGCUUCACGUGGCCCACUGACUCGUCUCGGUUGCCCACCAUUGCUCCGUACUCUGUAAUUGUUUGUGUUUGACAAUGUAUUUGGCCAAGCCUGAAUCUGAGGCUCCAAUUGGGUGAUGGUAAUUCGACAACAACGGCAAAACAGCCAAACGUCCUCAUGUAGACCAUCCUGAAAGAAGCGUGCCUGGAUAAAUUAGCGAUAUUAUUGAGAUCCUGUUAACGACCUCAUCAAGCUGGAUGGAAUUCAUCUCCAGAGCACCGAGAUUACUCGCAAACGCGCUGGUGUGCUGAAGCAGUGAGACAUUGGGCCCAUUGGAUUCACGUGACAGUUUUAUUAAUAGACCGUGUCGGGUGGAGGACGGUUUACGACACACUUUUUAACACCAAAGUAUUAUUGUCUGCAAACAGCAUACGUAUAAGCACCAUUUUCGGUGUCUUUUGGAAAUCUCGAUCUCUUGGAGGGGCACUGAAACAUUCUCUUCGAGUCCUCAUAAUCCUAUUGGAGUAUUCCUGAGUGAAGGCCUUCUGGCGGUAUGGAGGUGCAGACUGAACUCGUGUUGCCAUGUGACCCCACAACUCCACGUGGCAAGCCUCAGGCCUGACGCGUGAAGCAAAGUCCCCUUGAUUUCAGGAAGAAUUAUCCCCGCCACGAAAAAUCACGGAUUAGCAUUGAGUCGCCCCCUCCAAACUAAAUUGGAGGGCUGAUUAUUAAAGAUCAUCUGUGUUAUCUAAACACAAUGACAAUUUUAAAAACGCACCACAACACAAGAAGUCGUGCAAUGCAGCCAUAAUCCAAUGUACAUUGAUCACAGAACCGCAUUGUUGUUGUUUUUUGUAGUAAACAUUGAGUGGCUGUCACAACCGGCUGACUAAACCGACGCUCUCGCUUGUAAGAAACAUCUAAAGUCUGGGGCUUUGGUAUAUUACAACAAAGUGUGUUUUGGCGAUAUGUUUUUUAAGUUGUCAAUUUACGUUUGAUGCUUUUAAAAUGCCAAGUUACCUAGACUGGCAUUUUAGGAGGAAGUGAUAUAGUUUGUUUUGCUGAUGUAAACUGUGACAGCAUGGCCCCCCGUUGGUGAAUGUAAAAGGUUGUUUUUCUAUGAAUAUGCUUGUUUAAAUAUGCCUCUAUAGACAUCGUCCAAGUACGUUGCACAGCCCUUUUGUUAAUCAACUGCUGGAUGAAGGCCUCCCCAAACGCGUGUGGCUCGUGGGGGUUAUUUGAUCAUACUUCACCACGCUGGUCAUUGUGGCAUUGGGAGCAUAGAAGUACGGUACGCAAGUGGAUGUUGCUGCCCACCGCGUGGCAAGUCCCGUAGUCACCUUGCGCUUCUGCGACCGUCUGGAACGCUCUUCCUUCGGAUGUUAGGAAGCCACUGGAGCUAUGCACUUUUAAAUCAUCUAGAUUGAAAACUGUAGAACUGCUUUUCGUAUUUAGUUUGCUGUCCUUCCCCGCACCUUAAAUGAUCACGGUUGGCUGCGUACAACAAUACGUGGUCAUCCAUCCGAACGCCAUCUAGACUCUGCCCUGCUUAGCUUCCGAGAUCUGACUUGCUCGGGGCAUAUUCCGGGUGAUACGGUCAUUGACCUGUAAACAUGAUACAUUAUUUAUUCACAGCAACAACAAAAUUAUCGUACAAAGUAUUUGCGGUCGGAAUUGAGAUGAAGCCACGCCAAUUAUGCGAAACUCGUACACGGUGGGCUGUUUAAGUCAGCACAGAGUGUAAAAGACCUGCUAUGUUUUUUGUACUUGUUUUAGAGGCAUAUUACGGUAUAUUGUGACGUUUAAAGUUUUGUGUUUUUGGAAGUGGUAAAGCUUUUGCAAAAUCUAA
Messenger RNA from Lethenteron reissneri (Far Eastern brook lamprey), 9318 nucleotides. Its product is annotated as calcium permeable stress-gated cation channel 1-like. Gene Ontology annotation, cellular component: plasma membrane. NCBI's taxonomy places the organism in Eukaryota, Metazoa, Chordata, Hyperoartia, Petromyzontiformes, Petromyzontidae. Gene Ontology annotation, molecular function: calcium-activated cation channel activity. The record is from RefSeq and is a predicted model, not a curated record.